UGUGCAGUGGCAAGUCUACCUGGCAACCUUUCAGUCAAUUAGCUCAUUUAACGGACUCCACUACACUACACAGCACAGUAGUGCUGCUGAGUGAGUUACGAAUGCUGCACUCACUGCACCUAACUCUGGAGGACUGUGUAGCACUUGUUAACACUGCAAUAAAGGAGCACUCACUAGACACUGGCUACACAGGGCCUCUACCUCUACACCACUCCUUCACUCUUACUCUACGCUUACUACUCCAUACUCUACAGAGUAGUAGAGUGAUACGACAUCCGAAGACAAAAGACAUAGCACUAAGGAAGUUGGUUUUUGGUCGGUCCCACAAGUACGACGGAUAUGUCAGAGACAUCGUCAAGGUGUGUUUAAUGUUCCUGAGAAUGGAGCAGGUAGAGGAGUUCUCAGGUCUCUUCCCUCCAACUCCUCUCAGCUCUCUGGGUCAAUAUGAAGAGAGCACCAGUAGUGAGGAGGAGGAGGAGGAGGAGUUAUCUGAUUCUGUUAUCAGUGAUCUGGACGAUGAGGAGGAAAUAAUGGAUCUGAACGGUUUGUAAUUUAAAGGAACUGCAGCCAUACCUCAUUAUUACAUCAAUA
Molecule: messenger RNA, 591 nt
Organism: Bolinopsis microptera
Lineage: Eukaryota; Metazoa; Ctenophora; Tentaculata; Lobata; Bolinopsidae
Exons: 4
Coding region: 102-551 (149 amino acids)
Source: RefSeq, a predicted model, not a curated record